AAGCAGACUUUUGCACCGGAAGUGUGUCUGGAGCGCGUGCUCUCCGAUUGUGAGAGCGUGCUCACCGGUAUGGGGGUCUUCUAACGUUAGUGAUCUGCAGCAGAUGAUCAUGAACUUGACAAAAUUCUCUCCGAGCACCUCUUCCUCCCUUCGUGUACAUCGUGAAAUUCAAUUGUCCACAUGGAUCUGAGUGCUGUGCGGUCUCAUCAUCAUUCGCUAUAACUAAUCUCAAGCUGUGGUCAGCUGCUAACAUCAGCCAUGUUGCGCAUAAAGGCAGCUGACGCCGAGGAGGUCUGGGAAAACAUACCUCGAAAUAGCAAAAUAUUGAUUAUCUCCGCAGGAGUAGGAUUAAUAGCAAUUGCUGGAAUAACCAGGUACAUACGCUGGAAAUAUUUUGAGCACCGGAAGUCCUCGGCCAACGGAGAUGUAAUCAAGGCGUACUGCUCCAAGUGCCGUAAGCACUCUCAUCAGGAACCAUCUAGUGAAAGCAAGACACCAGAGGCUCUUGGUGCAAUGGGGCUGGAGUCACUCGAACAAGCGAUCCAUUGUUGGGAAGAUGCAUUGAGCUUACUGAGGUCUUCAUCAGAGAAAUCAUCCCUCAUGUCAAGGUCAGACAUAGACGUCGAAACGGCUAUUCUGAACAUGCUUCGAAGUGGUCAGCAGCUGAAGGAGUCUGGCAAGGCCAUCUUUGCAAGCGAUGAGCCAUCUACCAUGACGGAAGAGAGGAAUGAUGGGGAGGAUGUCGUAAGGAAAAGGCUAGGCACGGACACAGACAGCUUUGUUUCUGCAGAAGGGGCAUCGGAUGUAGGACAGCUCUCUGACGUAGAGCAGUUUCCUCCUCCAUAUGCAGAGAACUGGCCACUGUACAUGUCAGCUGUUGCACUCUUGGAAUCAAAGGGAAUCCCCUGCAGAGCAUACAGGCUACAAGAAUUCAACUGUACCAACGAAAAUGACUACUUAGUGAGAAUGCACUGUGUCCGCCUUGCUUUUCAGCAUCUUGCUAAGCAGGAGGAUAUACAGCAGUGGUUCAUCAAUGCAGGAAGCCAGCUGCUAGCUGCCCUUUUGAUUCGUGCAGGCAAGGAUCCGAAGGAUGCGAUACAGAGCUACGAUGAAUUCAUGCUGUAUAUUCUGGACCCUCAGAAUGGGGACGAAAUGGAGAAAGAAUUAAAGGGCAGAGGAAUCGUCUGCGUAACGAUCUACGAUGUCUUCAUCGACUACAUGCUCAUGGAUGCAUUUGAUGACCUCAGCAACCCUCCCACUACUGUUGUGGCUGUCACACAAAACCGUUGGCUCACAGACGGUUUCAAGGAAACGGCUUUGUCCACUGCAGUCUGGUCUCUGAUCAAGGCUAAAAAGGCCUUACUUCAGCACUCCAAUGGUUUCUUUGCGCACUACUAUAACCUGGCAGAACACUUGACACCCGUGUUUGCAUGGGGCUUCCUUGGCACGAAUCAAGACCUGUGCAUUAUGUGUAACUUCUUCAAGAAUGAAAUUGAAGGUCUUGUCAGAGAUAUGUUCGAUCACAACUGCACCAGAUACACAACUGUAGAAGACAUAUCUACAGACAUCUUCAACAAUAUUCAUGCACGCUACGAUAAAGUGUGCCAAAGACUCCUCUUCUAAAUUGACUAACAGUACAAAACAGGGACAUUACUUAACUGUAUCAGCACCAUUGUUGUAUAUUAAUGUGGAUUUAUAGAGACUGUGGUAUCCAGCUCCAACAUUUGGCGCAUAUAUCGCCCCUUGUAGAUAGUCCAUAUCAAAGCUGUACAGCACAGAUCAAUAAAAGGUGGGAUGUGCGUA
This is a messenger RNA of Ornithodoros turicata, 1803 nucleotides long. It is a transcript of the gene Miga, whose product is annotated as mitoguardin-like. The record is from RefSeq and is a predicted model, not a curated record. Bases 259 to 1623 code for a protein of 454 amino acids. NCBI's taxonomy places the organism in Eukaryota, Metazoa, Arthropoda, Arachnida, Ixodida, Argasidae. Gene Ontology annotation, biological process: mitochondrial fusion. The transcript is spliced from 14 exons.